CAGCAGCACUUCCGCCUCGAGACCGCUUCGCCAUAACAACGCGCUCCUCUGAGCAUAACAACCCUAACCCUUCGCCCUCGCAAAAGAGACAUGCGUCCGAGGAAGCAACACGUCCUGCUCCUCUGGCUGCUUCUCCACUCCAGCGUGGCGGCGGCACUGGAGCCCAUCAGCACCACUAUCGCGGUGGGAAUGGCUGCGGCUCUCACGGGGAUUUUAGCGAGAUACCAGAACAUCUUCUACUACUUCCGCGAGUGCUGCCGACCCGAGUGGAUAUCAUUCAAUAUAACGAGGCUCAAGACGGACCUGGACAACAAGCUGUUCGGGCAGCACAUUGCGUCCCGCAUCGUCUUAAAAGCCGUGAACGGCUUCAUGAGCAACCCCAACCCGAAGAAGCCGCUGGUGCUCUCGCUCCACGGGUGGACCGGCACCGGGAAGAACUUUGUGAGCCAGCUCAUCGCCGAAAGCGUUUUCGCCGAAGGAAUGCACAGCCGCUUCGUCCACGUGUUCACGUCCACGCUUCACUUCCCGCACGUGGAGCACAUAGCCGCCUACAAGUCUCAGUUGCAGGAGUGGGUCAGAGGCAAUGUGACCAACUGCGAGCGCUCCAUGUUCAUCUUUGAUGAGAUGGACAAGAUGCACCCGGGCCUGAUUGACAGCAUCAAGCCAUACCUGGACUACUAUGACAAGCUGGACGGGGUUUCUUACCGGAAAUCCAUUUUCAUCUUCCUCAGCAACGCAGGAGGAGACGGCAUCAUCCAGACCACUCUGGAGUUCUGGAAAGCGGGAAAAAAUCGAGAAGAGAUCGAGCUCAAAGACCUGGAAACGACACUAUCACUGUCUGUGUUCAACAACAACAAAAGCGGCUUCUUUCGUACAAGUUUGAUCGACAAGAACCUGGUGGACUUCUUCGUCCCCUUCCUGCCUCUGGAGUACCAGCACGUGGUGCAGUGCGCCAUGGCCGAGAUGGAAGCCAGAAACCUCAAACCGAACCCCGACGUGGCGGACAAGGUGGCCAGGGAUUUGGUCUACUUCCCCAAAUCUGAGCGAGUGUUCUCCGUCAAAGGCUGCAAGACGAUAGAGAGCAAACUGGACUUCUACACAGAUGUGCACAUCUGAAGGACAUAAAAACGAGUCACUAAGUGCACUUUUAUUUUUAGAAAACAAACUUUGCAGCCAAACUGACUAGAGACAGGAAGCCGAUCUGGCUGGAGAGAGUUUAGUGAAAGUUUCUCUGUCUGACCUUGUGGCCAUUAAGCCAUCAGGAGGCCUUCUCACUUACACUCAGCGCCAGCCGGAUGAAAUAUUCAAGCGGUUGGAGCAAUUUGUCCCUUGCUAAAGAGCUUAAUCUCUGCUUUUAUGUCGCCAGUCUUGGACGGUAGCGUUUGCUUGCAAAAACUCUUAAAUAUUGAUGUCUUCCUGUCAGGGAAACCCGUUUCCCUUUGGAGUCGUUCUCCGACGUGAUGCGAACGAACUGCCUUAAACCUUUUUCUCAGUUUCUAGGAGAAUUUUACACGUCAACAGCUGUUCAUUUACCUCAAUAAACGAGCAGCCGGUGGUGUAGGUGAGGUAAAAACAAGAAGUCUCUCUUUUUUCUUGUUUUUGAAACUUAAGUCUAGUGUCUUUUAUUCCUCAUUGUUAAACUUCACUGCACUGCGAAGAUUACACGGGUGAAAUGAUGUGGUGUAACGUGAUUUGUUGUUAAGAAGCUCAGAAUUGUCUUCGAUUCUGAACGGAAACGGUUUUGGUUGCCGUUUCCCAAUCAGAGCGCAACAUUGAGUGUAAAAUACGGUGAUUCUCAAAAGCGAACAAAUGUCAGGUUUUUGUUUCGAAGAGAAAAGUCUCUUUUAGACAUUUCCACAUGUAAUAUUGUGGAUAAAUUUAUCAUUCUGACAACAUAAUGCAGCGUAAGCAUAUUUUAGAAGGUAAAGGUUUAGGGAAUUAACUUAGACAUUGACCUGAAGCCAUUUUGUAAUAAAUGUAAGAUGGACAUUUAUUUCAUUUUUCCAGCACUCAGACGGAUGAUAAUCUAUGAUUUUUGUUUUCCAGAAACCAAAAGCAGAAAGACCGUAACACUUUCUUUUGGAAGACUUGACUUACACACAUCAUCACAUAUUGUAUAGUUUUGUACUACUCUAAUACAGAUCAGCUGAAAAAUAAAUCAGUUGGAAAGCAUUAGCUUAGCUGAAAUAGUGUAGUUUUAUAAACUUUAUUAAUUUCAGCAUCUGGGUAUUUUCAUCCAGCAUUUUGGCUUGCAACAGUUCUCCAAGUCUUAUCUCAUGAUGUGAUGUAAUGUUGAUGUUUGUUCUGAACUUUUGCUUGGCCAUAACAAAAUAUCACACUAUCAGUAUGUGGAAUAUCAAAAUUAGCGGCGCACCAAUACAUUGGCUGGCCAACAAAUCAACUCUGAUUUUGUUCGUUUUGGUUUGAUCAGAAAUCGGCCGAUACGUACAUAAAUCCACUGAUCUUAUCUGUCUUCGCAAAAGUCUGAAAAUUAUGUUUGUAAGUACGGGGUCAACAAACGUCAUCCCAUUGCUGCCAACUUGGUGUCUUUGUUGCUGUAUUUAGUGGCAUUUUAGACAAAAAAAAAAAGGCCAAGUCAUUCAUUUAAAAAAUUGUUUAAAUGAACCAUCGGCCCAAAAAACUGCAAUCGGUGCUCUCCUAAUAGAAAUAGCAGAGAUUUCUAUUAGAUGUUUUGAUGUAUUUGACCAACAGGAUUAACUCUGCUCUUAAUGUUUUCCCCUGAUCAUAGUUUUAGUGGCUGAGCUGCAACAUGGAGGACAGUAAAAUAGAAUAAGGGGUAAUAAUUAAUAUUGCUGGAAUUUUCAGCAAGAGCAUCACAAUUAUACAUUUUCCUGCUGUUGUGCAGACCUAGUGUUUACUCAAGCAGAGUGAAUGAUGAAACUGAAUCUACCACAUUUUAGUUUAAGGUUCUUCAUAAUUAUUAAACUGCAUUUUUGCAAAAAAAAAAAAAUUCCAACAGAUUUUUUUUCCUUUAGUUUACUUGUACAGAAUAAAUGUUACAUUGAUGUUAGAAAAAGUUUAGAUGACUUCUCAUUGUUUCAUGCCACACUAAGGGGCAUCUAUGCUUUUUUUUGGAACUACUGUUUUCUACAUUUUAAGCAGCAGGACGAUAAGCUCUGCUGGUUGUACAAAUGUUAAGAAGAAAGCAAACCUUUUCAGUACAACUGUCUCUGUUUCCCUCUGAAUGUGAACGUGAAUUUCUGCUGUACACAGCCAAGGAGCUUCAAGGAAAUCAGACCAUAACUAACAAUAAAAAAUGUUUCUGAA
This is a messenger RNA of Poeciliopsis prolifica (blackstripe livebearer), 3288 nucleotides long. RefSeq names its product torsin family 1 (gene tor1). NCBI's taxonomy places the organism in Eukaryota, Metazoa, Chordata, Actinopteri, Cyprinodontiformes, Poeciliidae. Gene Ontology annotation, cellular component: nuclear envelope; endoplasmic reticulum lumen; endoplasmic reticulum. Bases 91 to 1116 code for a protein of 341 amino acids. The record is from RefSeq and is a predicted model, not a curated record. Gene Ontology annotation, biological process: nuclear membrane organization; protein localization to nucleus. Gene Ontology annotation, molecular function: ATP binding; ATP hydrolysis activity; kinesin binding. The transcript is spliced from 5 exons.